GGUUCUAAAUUUAACACGAUCAUUCUGUGCAUACAGAAGUGACAUUUGUAAAGAUGCACACGUUGGCCGUAUCGGCUCUCCUCGUCUCCCUACUCCUGACAGUGUCUUGUGAAAAUUGUGAAAACCCUCUCAACGUCGAGAUCCUGGUCUACGAUGACGUCAAUGGCGACAUCAAGAACUUUACGUCCGAAGGUGUGAUAACGGUUUCCGAGGACGUGUUCCAGGUGCUGGUGGCCAAUCAGACGAUCAAGAAACUGUGCCAGAACUAUGUCAUCAUCAACAACGAGCUCACGGUCCUUCAGCUGCUCAACAACAGCAUCGAGGACAUAUCGCCUUCGGCCUUCAACAUAUCGGCCACUUUGGCGCUGUUCAAGAUCUCCGAGAAUCCCCUGAACACGAUCAAGAAGGGCGUGUUCAACCACGUCAGGACCAAGGAGCUGGAUCUUUCCUACAACAACAUAGCGGUCAUAGAAGCUGACGCGUUGGAGAACAACACCUAUUUAGAGAUCAUCAAAUUAAACCACAACUUCAUCAAGGAGUUCGAUCCCAAUUGGUUCAUCAAGACUCCCAAUGUUUACAAGAUCAGUGCCAUUUACAACGAAAUGACCAGAAUUCCUGCCUACGCCUUCGUCAACAUGACCAAAACUAGACCCUUGAAGAUACGACUGUCCGCCAAUAGGAUAGAGGAGAUAGAUCCUUUAGCUUUGGAAGGCGCUGGUGUCAUUGACGUGCUCAGAGUUAGUGGAAACAGGAUCAGGGACAUACCUGGACAACUUUUCGUCAAUAAAACCAUAAAGAGCCUCCAGGUAGACACCAACAAGCUCCAAUGUUUCCCUGAACAGUUCUUCAACAGCACUCUCACUGAGUUAACCUUCGAGGAGAACACUUCCUUCGACUGUGCCUGUCUUAUUAGGGUGAAAAACUUCGUGGAGGAUAGGAAUAUAACCGUCAUCUACCCUUCGAUAAUCUGUGAGGAUAAAGCCAGAGAAGUGCAGAUUGUUUUCAACAAAGAUAAGACUUUCAAAAUUCCUCUAAUGAAACCUUCUACUCUGUAGGAGGCUUGGAGAUUGUCAGUAUAUUUUAAGAAGAUUAAUUUUAAUGAUAUUCAUUUUGUUAUUUAUUGAAUCAGCUCAUGCUCAUUUACAUUUCAAUUUUAAGUUGUAAAAAUUAAAUCAUUCUCAUCA
This is a messenger RNA of Coccinella septempunctata (seven-spotted ladybird), 1184 nucleotides long. RefSeq names its product toll-like receptor Tollo. The transcript has a single exon. The record is from RefSeq and is a predicted model, not a curated record. Gene Ontology annotation, molecular function: protein binding. Lineage: Eukaryota; Metazoa; Arthropoda; Insecta; Coleoptera; Coccinellidae. The coding region runs from base 54 to 1055 and encodes 333 amino acids.